This is a messenger RNA of Caenorhabditis elegans, 572 nucleotides long. NCBI's taxonomy places the organism in Eukaryota, Metazoa, Nematoda, Chromadorea, Rhabditida, Rhabditidae. The record is from the annotation of a RefSeq genome assembly.
AUGACCGAUGCGUGGAUCGAGGGGCGGCAACGAUCAAUAUGCUCAAGGAGCACUCACCCUUCUCAACUCGCUUCACGCAUCGGCAACGGAAGAAUUCAUUGUUUGAUCACUAAUGAGAUUUCGAAUUCUGUCCGUGAAGAGUUGGAGAACAAAUUCGACGAAGUGAAUAUCGUCGACUUCUUCAACAGCAACGACUCGGAGAAUCUCUCGUUGAUCGGCCGCCCGGAUCUAGUGUGACCUUCACCAAAUUCCACUGCUGGCGUCUCACUCAAUACUCGAAGGCUGUUUUCUUGGAUGCUGACACCAUGAUCAUCAGGAACUGUGAUGAACUCUUCGAAAGACCCGACUUCUCUGCCGCCGCCGAUAUCGGAUGGCCGGAUAUGUUCAAUUCGGGAGUUUUCGUGUUCACGCCGUCGCUCACCGUCUAUCGAGCUCUUCUCGCUCUCGCCACCUCGUCCGGCUCAUUCGAUGAUGGAGAUCAAGGCCUACUAAUCGAGUACUUCUCAAACUGGAAUGAUCUUUCAUCGGCUCACCGGCUCCCGUUCAUUUACAACAUGACAGCUGGAGAAUAA